Molecule: messenger RNA, 2733 nt
Organism: Dovyalis caffra
Lineage: Eukaryota; Viridiplantae; Streptophyta; Magnoliopsida; Malpighiales; Salicaceae
Source: the annotation of a GenBank genome assembly
AUGUCUGAGAGCAAGAUAAUAGAGAAUGGUUUUGAUGAAGAACAAGAAAAAUCUUCAAAUUCUCCAGUGGAUAAGGUUGAUGCUGGGAAACCUGCACCACUGACCUGGCAGCGGAAAUUAGACAGUGAUGAAACUGUCCUUUCACAGUUCACUUUAAGUUUGAAAGAGAUACUUCAUAUGGCCCCAAUCGGUAUUCGGCUAUGGCGUCAAAUCCGAGAAGAAAAUGCCAAAAAAAGGAGUUUUAUUAUGGAUCCAUUUGCUAAGCGCAUUGUGACAUCUUGUCAUGGCAUUCCAGUAGGUGGUGUCGGAUUUUUGUUUCGCGCUCAAAUGGUAAAAAGUACUCUAGUGUACUAUGCCCAAGGAGUCCAGACGUGCUUGAGUUCAGGGAUUGAAUCUUGGGACUGGAAUCUGAAGGGAAAUAAUUCCACAUAUCAUGCUUUAUACCCCAGGGCUUGGACUGUAUAUGAGGGCGAACCUGAUCCAGAACUUAGGGUUGUUUGUCGUCAAAUUUCACCUUUUAUUCCUCAUAAUUACAAGGAGAGCAGCUUCCCUGUCUCAGUUUUUACCUUCACGCUCUAUAAUUCUGGGAAGACUACUGCUGAAGUCUCCUUGCUUUUCACGUGGGCAAAUUCUGUUGGAGGGGUUUCUGAAUUUUCUGGUCAGCACAUCAAUUCAACAAAACUGAUGGAGGAUGGUGUGCAUUGUGUACUUCUAAAUCACAAGACAGCAAAUGGGCUUCCCCCAGUAACUUUUGCAAUCGCUACACAAGAGACUCCUGGUGUCCAUGUCUCAAAAUGUCCUUGCUUUGUCAUAUCUGGAAAUUCGCAAGGUGUUACAGCAAAAGAAAUGUGGAAUGACGUAAAACAGCACGGAUUCUUCGACAGCCUCAGCUCAGCUGGAAAGCCAGUGCCGUCAGAGCCAGGAUCAUCUAUUGGGGCAGCCAUUGCAGCCACUUCUACUGUUCCACCAGAUUCUGUACGUACAGUUACCUUUUCAUUGGCAUGGGACUGUCCUGAAGUAAACUUUGCGAGUGGAAGGACUUAUCACAGGCGUUACACAAAAUUCUAUGGUACUCUUGGAGAUGCUGCUGCAAAUAUUGCACAUGAUGCUAUUCUAGGGCAUGGCCUUUGGGAAUCCCAGAUAGAAGCCUGGCAAAAACCAAUUCUUGAAGACAAGAGACUUCCUGAAUGGUAUCCUGGCACUCUCUUUAAUGAGCUCUAUUAUCUUAAUUCAGGGGGGACAAUCUGGACAGAUGGAUCGCCUCCAUUGCAUAGUUUGGUAAGUAUUGGAGGAAAAAAGUUCUCUCUCGAUAGGUCGGCUUCCAAUUUAGGCCAUCAAGGCGAUACUGCUGUUGACAUUCUUGGAAGGAUGACUUCUGUACUUGAGCAAAUCCACACUCCUUUAGCAACCAAUUCUGCUUUUGGAACUAAUUUGCUUCAAGGAGGAGAAGAAAAUGUGGGCCAAUUCCUUUAUCUGGAAGGGGUCGAGUAUCAAAUGUGGAACACCUAUGAUGUUCACUUCUAUGCAUCUUUCGCAUUAAUUAUGCUAUUUCCCAAACUCCAGCUCAGCAUUCAAAGGGACUUUGCAGCGGCAGUUAUGAUGCAUGAUCCCAGUAAGAUGCACCUUCUACAAGAUGGACAGUGUGUCCCCAGAAAGGUUCUUGGAGCCAUCCCUCAUGACAUUGGGAUUUAUGACCCCUGGUUUGAAGUAAAUGCCUAUAACCUUCACAAUACUGAUCGCUGGAAAGACUUGAAUCCAAAAUUUGUUCUCCAGGCUUACAGGGAUGUAGUUGCCACUGGAGACAAGAAGUUUGCAGAAGCUGUUUGGCCAUCAGUUUAUGUUGCGAUGGCUUAUAUGGAUCAGUUUGAUAAGGAUGGCGAUGGAAUGAUUGAGAAUGAUGGCUUUCCUGAUCAGACAUAUGAUACAUGGUCUUUGUCUGGGGUGAGCGCGUAUUGUGGUGGCCUAUGGGUGGCAGCCUUACAGGCUGCAUCAGCCCUGGCAUGGGAAGUAGGAGACAAGGAUUCUGCAGAAUACUUUUGGUUUAGGUUUCGGAAGGCAAAGAUUGUGUAUGAGAAGUUAUGGAAUGGUUCUUACUUCAAUUAUGACAACAGCGGUGGUAUCAAUAGCUUAUCUAUUCAAGCCGAUCAAUUGGCCGGACAAUGGUAUGCACGAGCAUGCGGACUUGCGCCGAUUGUUGACGAGGACAAAGCACGAAGUGCGUUAGAGAAGGUCUAUAACUACAACGUCCUGAAGGUGCAGGAUGGGAAACGAGGGGCUGUAAAUGGGAUGCUGCCUGAUGGAACAGUCGACACGUCAUGUAUGCAGUCGAGAGAAAUAUGGUCUGGGGUCACAUAUGCAGUUGCUGCAACGAUGAUCCAGGAAGAUUUGAUGGACAUGGCGUUUCAUACGGCAAGUGGAAUCCAUGAGGCUGUGUGGGCUGAACAAGGACUUGGGUAUUCUUUUCAAACUCCAGAAGGUUGGAACACCAUUGACCAGUACAGAUCUCUAUGCUACAUGCGGCCUCUGGCCAUUUGGGCAAUGCAGUGGGCUUUAGCCAGGCCAAAACUUCACAAGCAGGAAAUGAAAUUACAAGUGGAGGAGGAUUCUCUUCCUGUGCACCAUGCUGGAUUCGCCAAAGUUGCUCGUUUUCUCAGGUUGCCAGAAGAGGAAUCCUCUAAAAGUUAUUUGCAGUCCUUGUUUGACUACGCUAGCAAGAAGUUUGGUUAUCCUUAG